UUGUCAACAUAUAAUGAAAGCCUUCACUUGGCAUAAACAGCAGCAAACAAAAAAAGUUUCUUUUUUUUUUUGGUGAAUUCAGCACAAAAAGUGCAAUUAGCUGCAAAUAAUUGAGGAGAGACUCUCGAACCAAACAACAAAGGAUAGAAAAGAAGGAUUUACAGUCGUCACGCUCGUAAAAAACAUUAUUUUUUUCAUCUCCUUUCUUUACUUCAAUUCAUAAAUGACAAAGAAAGGACAUAAGCAGAAGUCUGAAAAAGAGAUAGUCGAGAAGAAAGAGGAGGAGAAAAAGGAUGGAGAUGAAGAAGAAAUUAAUUCCGGAUUUGGAAACUAUUUAAAAUCGUCUACUGGUCAGGAAAUGUUGCGAAUGUUUGUUGUUGUGAACUCAAUUGUUAUGUUUCUUACUAUGGCAUGGCCACAAAUGAAAAGCAGUUAUGAAUUUUUAGUACAGCUUAUAAAUGAAAACUUUGGUUCCAUGUAUAGUGCCGGUAUGUUUAAGCUUAUUAAUGAUUAUUUUCGUUCUGAAUACAAGACAUACUUAAGUACGGAAUUUAAGAGGAACAAAUACUUGAUGCCCAAUGUUGAACUACCAGAUCACAUCCAAAAAGACAUCCAACAACAUGAUGAGACAAAACCGAAAGUUAUCUUCUACCUACCAAAAUAUAUCAAAGACUUAUCAUCACCGGCACCGCAGUGCAUUGCCACAAAGACAAAAAAUACUCAAAACAAUGAGGAUGAUGAAGACAUUGUGAAUUAUUGGCUUGAUCAAAACCGAAACAAAGACGAUAAAAUUGAAGCUCAUUGUCAAGUGGAUGAAAAUUUAAAAUGUAAAGACAAUUGA
Chironomus riparius is the source of this 841-nucleotide messenger RNA. Lineage: Eukaryota; Metazoa; Arthropoda; Insecta; Diptera; Chironomidae. The record is from the annotation of a GenBank genome assembly.